AACGCAAAUUUUGUCAAUUAGAAGAGCGAGCGGUCUUAUAACAAACAAAGUCAAUUGUUGGAUUGACGGUUCCUCGUGGUAAUCCAUUAAUGGCGACGGAAUUAUUUUAAGUGAUUACUAUAAUAAUUUGAUGAAAAUUGAAAAAAAAGAAAUAUGGUCUCGGUAAUGCAGCCAUUCAUGGAUGUUGAGAGCUCGAGAAGUUAUAUCGAUGAACUAUACUCCUUGGAUCCACAAAAAUGCUUAGAAGCAAUUAUAUGUCUUAAAAACUCUGUGAUUGGAAGUAAUAGACAAAAAGGUUCUGUAAUUGCUCAAGGUGUAGUACCUCGUUUAUUACAACUUCUUGGCGAUUCAUCAGAUAGAAUUGGAGAUAAUAUAAGAUUAGAGGCUGCUGUAACAUUAGGUUCUUUGGCCAAAGGAACAGAUCAACAUGUAUUGGCACUUAUAGACCUCGGUGUAGUGCCGUUACUUUUUCAGGUCAUAUUAUCUACACCUGUCUCAGAAAUACCUUUAGAAGGGAAACCAAAAGUAACAGAUUUGUUAAAUGAAGCAUGCUUACGUUGUUUACGUACUGUAUUUCAACAUCCAGCCGCUCCAGUUCAUUCAAUAUAUCAGGACCCUGCAUUGGUACCAAGAUUAGUAUCAUUAGCAAAUCAGUCUGUUACAUGUCAGAUUUGUGUAGCAACAAUUUUAACGACAGCAUGCAAGGUAAAGACAACAGAAGAUCAGAAUGCAUUAUCAAAAGGUGGAGCAGUAGAAACACUAGCAAUGCAGUUGGAUUCACCAUUACCUGAUGUACAGUUAUCAGCUUUGGCUUGUUUGGCAAAUAUGUGUUAUAAAAAUUAUAGGGUAUGUCUUAUGGUUGCUUCCGCGACUACAAGUAAUACACCACAUGGUAGACUUGUACCUGUAGCAUUAGGACAAUUAAUGGGUCGUGAAAAAAGCUCCUUAAUUCAACUUGAAGCUGCAAGAUGCGUCACAUAUAUGCAUAGAACUGGGGUUUUAUUGUAUAAAGAUCCGAGAAUUAUAUAUUGGGCUUUACCUUGUUUAGUGAGACUCUGUCACAGAGACCAUCCUCCUCGUGAAAGAAUAGCCGCGGCUGAAACUUUAGCUUUUCUUACCGAAGUUAAUACUGAAUUACAACGCCUAGCUUCCAUCAGUAAUCAUUUAAUUCCUACACUCGCAGAAUUACUACGACCUCAUCCACACGUACAAGAUGCAACGUUAACGCAAGACAUGCGACAAGCCGCGUUCAGAGCAUUUGCAUCUCUAGGUGCAAAUGAUGAAGAUAUUAGAAAACGUAUUAUCGAGACAGAAAGUCUUAUGGAACAGGUAGUAGCAGGUCUGCAGGAUCCUGGAGGUUCUCAUGUACGUUUAGCAGCAGUUAGAUGUUUGCAUUCUCUCUCUAGAAGUGUUCAACAACUCAGAACAACUUUUCAAGAUCAUGCCGUUUGGAGACCACUGAUGCAACUGUUACAUGGUGCAGAUAAAGGAUUAGAGGGUAGAGGCGAAAGCGAAAUUGAUUUAUUAACUGUUGCUUCAAGUACUUUAUGUAACUUAUUAUUGGAAUUUAGUCCGAGCAAAGAACCAAUUCUCGAAUCUGGUGGAAUAGAAUUGUUAUGUUCGCUUACAAAACGAUGUACACCAGCGUUGCGAUUAAAUGGAAUUUGGGCUUUAAUGAACGUGGCUUUCCAAGCUGAACAGCAAGUGAAAUUGCAGAUUUUACAAUGUUUGGGAACUGAUCAAAUUUUUUGUCUUCUGGCGGAUCAAGAUAUACCAGUGUUAAUGAAAACGUUAGGUUUAUUACGAAACUUGCUCUCCACAAAAGCACAUAUAGAUCGUAUAAUGGGAGAACAUGCGGCGCACGUUAUGCAAGCUGUCAUAUUAGUUUUAGAAGAUCCAAGACAUCCAGCAGAUGUAAAAGAACAAGCUUUGUGUAUUUUAGCAAAUGUAGCUGACGGUAUUCGAGCAAAAGAUCAUAUUAUGGCUAAUGAAGAUGUGCUUAAAAAACUUAUGGAUUAUAUGAUGCAUAGUAACGUGAAGCUGCAGGUUGCUGCAGUCUUUUGUGUGUGCAAUCUAGUCUGGCGAGAAGAGCCUGGUGCUGCGCAAAGGCAAGCGCGUUUAAAAGAAUUGGGUUUUUAUCGUAUUCUGCAACAGUUACGUCAAAGCAAGGAUCUUCAAUUAUAUGAUAAAGUUAGAACUGCCGUGACCCAAUUUUACGACGCAUAAAUUUCAAACGUAUUACCGAUUAAAAUUAAAUUUUGAUUUAAAAUUCUUUGAAGCGUGAAUUACAAUGAUAUUUUGGUGUUAACACUGUGAUCCUGUACUUUCUUAAUGCAUAAGCAUUUUAUAUUUAUAUAGAAAAGAUAUAAAGCAAUAUCCCUGGCGAUGUAAUGUG
This is a messenger RNA of Megachile rotundata (alfalfa leafcutting bee), 2395 nucleotides long. Its product is annotated as armadillo repeat-containing protein 8. Gene Ontology annotation, cellular component: GID complex. Gene Ontology annotation, molecular function: protein binding. Lineage: Eukaryota; Metazoa; Arthropoda; Insecta; Hymenoptera; Megachilidae. The record is from RefSeq and is a predicted model, not a curated record. Gene Ontology annotation, biological process: proteasome-mediated ubiquitin-dependent protein catabolic process.